Bicyclus anynana (squinting bush brown) is the source of this 1009-nucleotide messenger RNA. RefSeq lists its product as uncharacterized. Bases 40 to 567 code for a protein of 175 amino acids. The transcript has 4 exons. Lineage: Eukaryota; Metazoa; Arthropoda; Insecta; Lepidoptera; Nymphalidae. The record is from RefSeq and is a predicted model, not a curated record.
AAUAGAGUGAUAAUAAUAAUAUUAAUAGUAAUUAGUGCAAUGAUGGCAAAAGCUCAGUGUAUUGGUCAAAUUUUAUCUAUUGUUUUAUUUGUUUACGUUUGUGGAGAGUCCGAAAAAGGAAAUAAUUAUGAUGCAAAUAAUGCUUUUAAGGCUCAAAAUUACGAUGAAAUAGAUCCAGUCAUAGAUAUGUUGCUGAAUGGUGAAUAUGAUGCGAAUAAUAACUUGGAGAAUAAAACAUUUCAAGAUGUUGUAGAGGACGAACCAGUGUUGCUAUACCCCGACGGUGUGUGGAAGUGUGGCAACUGCACGGACUCGGACAAAAUGGAUCUAUUGUACUCCGAAGUUUACGAACGCGAUGUUAAUUACGAUGAAUAUGCAGAGGAACUAAAUAUGGAAAUACAGAUUGGGUUAUCUUUGAAUAACAUGAAAUGCAUCACGGUAAAAGCGGAAGAAGAUACAGACGUGAGGAUAGUUAGUGGCGCUUGCUCGGGAGAGCAAGCGACCUUAGGUCUGCUUAGAGCCAUCCAUUGUGUUAUAUCCGUUUAUGGAUACGAGCAACAUGGCUGAAAGAUAAAAAAAUUUGGAAAACCCUAGAAUAACAAUUAUUUUUUUAUUGUUUAUCUACUGACUCACUUUAAGUAGGUUUUUAUAAUUUAAGAUCUGUAAAGUUAUAGAUUAUGUGUAUGUCUUCAAUAAUUAUUUUUUAAUAAAUUGAUAGAUUUAAAUAAUUGAAGGAAAAGGUAAGUAUGGAAACCCCUACUGAUGAUAAUGAUUUAUUUACUACUAGCAUACUCCCGCGAACUUUCAAACUCUAUUUCACUCCAUUCUAUUUAUAUUUUCGCAUUUAGUAAAUAGUCCACUAAUUCUCUCCAACAAAAAAAUUACAAUAUAUCUUCAAUGUACUAAAUCGGACCUCUUACAGUUUUAUUAUAAGUGAUAUAUUUUUCACAUACUUUUAGGUUUUUCCUUUAGUUAUCCUUUUGUCUCUGUAACUAAUUUAUAUUAAUAU